AUGUCUAAAAAAGGUUUGAUGGAGCAGGACUUAAGCAAGCUGGAUGUGACAAAACUACAUCCACUCUCGCCUAAGGUUAUAGGAGAUUCUUAUAGUUUGGGAGUAGUGCUGCUUGAGUUAGCUACUGGGCAGAAACCUCUUGGUGUGAGUACUGCAGAUGAAGGAUUUAAGGGUAAUUUAGUCGACUGGGUAAUUAUGCUCUCUACUUUUGGUCGAAUUAAAGAUGGUAUCGAUAAGCGCCUAUACGGAAAGGGGCAUGAUGAGGAAAUUGUAAGAGCAUGGCUGAGGAACAAGGUUUCUCCUAUCAUUACAAUGAAUUUCCCUUACGAUUUGGGAAACAAGAGACCAUUAGUUGAACAAGGUUUCUCCUAUCAUUACAAUGAAUUUCCCUUACUAUUGGGGAAACAAGAGACCAUUAGUCCCGUUUUGGGAAAAUGA
Fraxinus pennsylvanica is the source of this 438-nucleotide messenger RNA. Lineage: Eukaryota; Viridiplantae; Streptophyta; Magnoliopsida; Lamiales; Oleaceae. The record is from the annotation of a GenBank genome assembly.